Molecule: messenger RNA, 1548 nt
Organism: Neofelis nebulosa (Clouded leopard)
Lineage: Eukaryota; Metazoa; Chordata; Mammalia; Carnivora; Felidae
Gene: FGF11
Product: fibroblast growth factor 11
Exons: 5
Coding region: 768-1445 (225 amino acids)
Biological process (GO): fibroblast growth factor receptor signaling pathway; positive regulation of protein phosphorylation; regulation of cell migration
Cellular component (GO): cytoplasm
Molecular function (GO): fibroblast growth factor receptor binding; growth factor activity
Source: RefSeq, a predicted model, not a curated record
GCAACGGAUGCUCCUUAUCGCGAGGUGACAGAGGCCCUCCAGACAACCACCUACCUGGUGAACCCACUAGGAAGGGUGGAUUUGGAGGUGACUUCAAAAGGAGUGGGGGGUAACAAGGUGAGGAAGGGGGUUCGGCAGCUGGGAACCAUGUGAAAAAAAGGUAUUGCCCAGAGACAGGGUCGGGGAACCCCUAAUCGCUGAGCGGGGGACAGCCUGGGCUUCCCCAGACAUAGUUUUGGGGGACUUCAGUGGAAAAAAGUGGGGGACCCACUUAGAAGGUGGCAAAGACACCACCUUGGGUUCCUCCCUGACAUUGGCAGUGCCCCAGUAGGGAUGAGUCAAAGCUAAGGACCCACACCCUUUAGAUUACAAGGGUGGGUUUGGCAGGAGUGCGGGUCCCCAAAAUAGGGUGGAAAGGUGCUUGGGGGUAUUGCAACCACAUCUUGGAAAUUUUAAGGGUCUUGACUUUGGGAUAAGGGAAGAGGGACAGGGACACCGGAGAACAGGGAAAGGGGGUAGUUUUCAGUAGGGGGCAAAAGUCGAGGGUGGGGUCAACAGAGAUACAUAGGCUGCUGGGUCCAGUGGGGCUAGCACGGGGCCCAAGGGUGGGAGCUGGCGACCGAGGGGCGGCAGGGGGCAGGGGCCCUGGGGCUUAUCCUCAGCUCCAGUGGGUGGGGCGGUGAGUUGGGACCCCAGCGUCAAGAGCAUGCCCCGGUGAGCGCGCUGGGGGCGCCUGCCGGUUUGGGGGUGUCUCCUCCCGGGGCGCCAUGGCGGCGCUGGCCAGUAGCCUGAUCCGGCAGAAGCGGGAGGUCCGCGAGCCCGGGGGCAGCCGGCCGGUGUCGGCGCAGCGGCGCGUGUGUCCCCGCGGCACCAAGUCCCUUUGCCAGAAGCAGCUCGUCAUCCUUCUGUCCAAGGUGCGACUGUGCGGGGGGCGGCCCUCGCGGCCGGACCGCGGCCCUGAGCCUCAGCUCAAAGGCAUCGUCACCAAAUUGUUCUGCCGCCAGGGUUUCUACCUCCAGGCGAAUCCUGACGGGACCAUCCAGGGCACCCCAGAGGACACCAGCUCUUUCACCCACUUCAACCUGAUCCCCGUGGGGCUCCGUGUGGUCACCAUCCAGAGUGCCAAGCUGGGUCACUACAUGGCCAUGAACGCCGAGGGGCUGCUCUACAGCUCGCCGCAUUUCACAGCUGAGUGUCGCUUUAAGGAAUGCGUCUUCGAGAAUUACUACGUCUUGUACGCCUCUGCUCUCUAUCGCCAGCGCCGCUCUGGCCGGGCCUGGUACCUGGGCCUGGACAAGGAGGGCCGCGUCAUGAAGGGAAAUCGAGUCAAGAAGACCAAGGCAGCGGCCCACUUUGUGCCCAAGCUCCUGGAAGUGGCCAUGUACCGGGAGCCUUCUCUCCACAGUGUCCCUGAGACCUCCCCUUCCAGUCCCCCUGCGCCCUGAAAUGUAGUCCGUGGACUGGAGGCUCCUGGCACUUGCACGGAGCCAGCCACAGCCACAGCCUGUCUCCCAGCCCUGCUCCCGGCCCCGCCCCCACCCAUGCCCU